GGGAGAGGGGUUGAUGCGAGGAAAAGUGGAAAAUCGAAUGAUUGAUGCAUUUGUAAAACGAGUAGUUAGCUAUGUUCCGGUCGAUGCUCUCCAAGUAUUAUAGCAAAACGUAUAAAAAUCGCAGGAUUUCAAUUUACAGUUUUUAUUUCCCUCCUACGCGUGAGGUAUAAGGCGGCUCUAGAGGGGGGUAGUGAUACGCUUGGAUUUUCGCUAGCUAAUUUGGCUAGCCAUGCUAACGCUAACUGGUUAGCUUUGUUUACAUCAAGUGCGCGCCUGGGGUCUGGUAGCUAAUUGCUAACCAAACGAAUGUGUGAUCUUUUGAGGAACUCUUUGUUCAAUUAGGCAUCGACGAGGACACAGUGUUGAAUAGCAAAUGUGCGCUAUGUCUAACUUCGACCAUCUCUCGUGUAGAACGAUUGGCUGAUAUCGUAAGCUAACUGUAGCUACAUAAUGCUAACCUUUUGAUCAUGGGUCGUUUGACCGUUUGAUUCACUGUUAGCUGUGAGGUAGCGUUAGGGAUAAUGUAAGGAAUUGUAACCUAAGGUCUAAUUGGUCCGAAUUAAGAGAAACUUUAUUUGUGAUAUGAAAGCUCGUCGAUGAAUUGGAGCGACUACGAACCGGUGAUGCUAACUAUAGCUAGCCGAGCUAACGUUGUGCGCGUCUAGUGAUAACCACUUCACCAUGUUCGUUGUCUAUUAUUGUGUCUAUUAUUAAUUCAUAUGUCUGCAUUGACACGCUGGAGUGUCUGAUUGUUGCUCUGCCAGGCCAGUUUAUACUCCCUCCAUCCACUCUGAGACUUGGCUAUCUUGAGCUCCGUUGCAGAGAGUGGUUGGAUUUUUUCCCGGGCCGUGUUUCCCCGAGGCUGCGGAGUAUACCGCUAUGAACCCCGUUAAUGCAACCGCUCUGUACGUGUCCGCCAGCCGGGCCGUGCUGCAGUGUGACCCGCGGCAGCCUCACACCUUCGCAGAGAUGUACAAGCUACUGCCUGUCUUCCGACAGUCCCUCGCAUGCCUUGUCUGUGGUAAACUGCUCCAGGAUCCCAUUUCCCCAACACAUCCAGAGUGUCAGCAUUAUGUCUGCUCGGGUUGUAAAGGCCAGAAGAUGCAGAUCAGGUCGUCAUGUAGCCGCUGUAAGGACUAUUCCUGUUUCCAGGAGAACAAACAGCUCUGUUUGCUGGUGCAAUGCUACAGGAAGCUCUGCCUAUAUGUAACUCAUUCACCGUUGCUGCAGCCAAUCAGCAGCCAUGUAGGAGGGUCUCCAGAGGUUAUGGCCUUGCUGGAGGAAGCGCUAAUAUCACACGAAGAGGAAAUAGAGAUAGAGGACCCAGGCCUAGCACAAGAAGAUGUGAAUCCCUCUGCCCCUGAGUCCCUUACCCCCACAGAGGCACCACCUGCUCCUGCAGAGCUGUCAGCUGUACCACAGAGCUCCUCCUCUGAUCCUCCCUGUUCCAAUGGACCACAGGAAUGCAAUGGAGAAGUGCUGGAGGACCUGGAUCCCUCGUCUCCUGAGCUGGAAGUAUGCGAGCUGGUAGAGGAGCAGCCACAGGCAGGCCUGUCUGUGUCCAAUACUGGUUGUGGUGGUCUGGAACUGAGUCUGACCACUGGACCGUUAGCCCCAACUCCAGGCACUGUGUGCUCACUCAGGGAUGGGGGAUCUAGCAGCAGGGAGCUGGAGGAGGGGGAGGUGUUGCUUCUAAGUGUGGAGGAGGUGUUACAGACUUUGGAUCCUCUUCAGCCCGGUCGAGAUUCUCCUCAUACACAGCCAGAAAGAACCCACACACACAUAAGCACGGACAGAGCACAUGCUCAAAUGUACAUACAGCUGGAUGCAGCUCAUAACUACACACAGACACGAACAGACAGGACUAGCACAGUGUCAAGCCAUGGUGCUUACAUACACACAUCUUCCUAUGAUCCUCCUCCAAACUCCAAGCCCCCGCCAGUCCGCCUUAAACGUAAACGAUCUCGUUCAGAGAGUGACAGGGAAAAGGUGAAACCCCUCCCUAUCGCCUCCAUCCUGCAGGGUUCCUCUUCACAGCUACACACUCCAAACCCCGCUCAGACAUUGCAUACGCAACCACCCACACCCCCCUUAACUGUACCAGCACACACAUACUCAUCCCUUCAUAAUGGGGCGCCUCCCAAAGCCAGUCGCCCUGCACUGAACCACAAUAAGAGUGCCAGGAAGCAUGUCGAUCCGGGCCCUAAGAAGCCCCAUGCAAAGGCCCGCACUGGUGGAGGCUCCAAGACCAAGGAUGGCAAAGACCAACGGUUGAUGUCAGGCUGCCUUGUGCCCCCAGCGCCUGUCAGGCCUCCAUAUAAGAAGCCAGUGGAGAAGAAAGGAUGCAAGUGUGGCAGGGCCACCCAGAAUCCUUCUGUGUUGACCUGCAGGGGGCAGCGCUGUCCUUGUUACUCAAACCGCAAGGCAUGUCUGGAUUGUAUCUGUCGAGGUUGCCAGAACUCCUACAUGGCCAACGGUGAGAAAAAGCUAGAGGCCUUCGCUGUGCCAGAGAAAGCCUUGGAGCAGACGCGGCUCACACUCGGCAUCAACCUCACCAGCAUCACAGCGGCUGCGGCACUCCGCAACCCGGCGACCACCAGCAUCCGAGCGAACAGCCUCCUCAAUGUUGCCACAGCAACGGGGGCCCCCGUGACCACGGCCUACCUGUCCCCCAGCCCCCCACAAGAGUCCAACUAUGAGGACAGCCUGGAGCUGCUGAUUGGAUGAGAGGCUGGGACUCAAAAACAAAACAGACAGCUCGGUGCUGAUUGAAUGUGAUGACUGAUCAUUGUGUCUCUCAGACAACCCCCCAAAUAUCUAAGGCAGCUAUGGGUCUGUCCUGUCCUGUAACCUGCUCUUCUUCUGUGUUGGAAAUGCUGAGUAGUAAGACUAGCAUGGGUGUGCCAAAGUCUCCUGUAUUGUGCCUGUGUGCUGGUGUGUAUUGUUGCCUGCCUGUAGUUAAACACUUCUACUUGGUUCCAAGGCUGUUCUGUACUUCAGAGGUGCUUUUUGUUCAUAGACCACAGACAUACUGUAAGAGGCAACAGGAACCCAUACCAGGUUUUGUGUUUGUAAGUGUGUGCACACAACUAUAGAUUGGAGUGUGUGCGUAUGUGUGAUUAUUGGUGCAUAACGAUAACAAAAAACGGCAUCAUUAUCUAUCUAUAUCUCAAGUCACCUGUCAGCAUAUUCCAUGUUUGAGUAUUACUCCAUGUAUGUUUAAGAAAUGCAAUGCAUCAUUGGUAUUAGGACGGCCCUUACUAAUCCUUAACCCUGUAUGUGUUCACUCCUUAAUUGUGAAUGAAUCUUAUGAUUAAUCUUUGGAGAAGUUCUGUCUCACACAAGACUGUAUGCCUUUCUAGCUCGUUAACUCACUCAAUCCAAGUACUGUCAACUAAUAAUGAAUUUGUCUUAAUGAACUUGACUGAUGCAGGCAUUGUACAGGCAGCAAGAUAAUGUCAAAGCACUUGGCUGGCUCCGCAGUUUGUAUGUAAGUGUGAGUGUGUAUGCGCCUGCUGAGAUUUACUGUAAUGUCAGUGGGGAGGCGUCUGGUGGGUUGUAAGCACUUAGGUUGAUUGAUUGGCCAAAUUACAACUAAAACCAUUCUUGGUUACCAUAGCAAUAGGAGCCCCCAACAAGGAGCCUCCCAGCUCUCGUGCACACACACAGUUGUUUACAGUGUUGCCAUUUAUAUCAACUUUAACUGUCUUCUAAUAUUACACUGUUAGGUUUUGUUUAUGGAAUUGUACAUGCCUUUGUGUGUGUGUGUGUGUGUGUGUGUGUGUGUGUGUUUAGAUAAACUGAAGCCAUAGGUUGUCAUUAACAAGAUAAAAUAUCCUUUAUGUGUGCAUUUUUUUCCCAACUGUUUUAGUGUCCUGACUGAUUGGAGAUCCACUCGGAGACUAUUUUUGAUACCAAAUGUAUGAGAUUUGGUACCUCUGUCUUUUUGUGUGUUUUAGUUAAAGCACCUUGAAGCCCUCUUAUAACUCGAGGCUGUGUUUUGUCUGUGUUUGUGUUUACUGUCUCAGCUGUAACUACAACAUGUUUGUCAGUCCAGUCAUGGUGACCAAAAAGAGACUGAAGGGGAGAGAGAGGACUCAGGCCGACCAAACAAACACCUUGGUUCUUCACUCAUAAACCAGGAAGUAGCAGGUGGAUUGCAGUAUGAUCGGAAAGUCUGAUCUAUCUUCCUGCGUGUGUGUAUGUUUCAAAAUGUAUUUCUUUUGGGCAUUACUUGAACCCUGAUUAGUUUUUGGUAUUGUUUUUUUUUUUUUAUGUAAAAGCUCUUGUUUGAGGAGUGACUUAUUAUUGCUGAAACAUUCACUGCCAUAAUAUGGAAACAUGUAAUACAACAUGAAUUAAAUCAUAGUUUUUUA
Molecule: messenger RNA, 4376 nt
Organism: Micropterus dolomieu (smallmouth bass)
Lineage: Eukaryota; Metazoa; Chordata; Actinopteri; Centrarchiformes; Centrarchidae
Gene: msl2a
Product: MSL complex subunit 2a
Exons: 3
Coding region: 880-2727 (615 amino acids)
Cellular component (GO): MSL complex
Molecular function (GO): ubiquitin protein ligase activity
Source: RefSeq, a predicted model, not a curated record